AUGUCGUCGAGGAGCAGGAAAGGUGACCAGGACCAGGAGCGGCUCGUCCUCUGGGUCCAGGACCAGGACCAGGAGCGGCUGGUCCUCGGGGUCCAGGACCAGGACCAGGAGCGGCUCGUCCUCGGGGUCCAGGAGGGAAGCGACGGCUCCAGAUACGAGGGACAGUUUCUGGACGGCUUGAAACACGGAAGAGGAAAAUACACCUUUGUCAACGGAGAGUACCACGAGGGCUUUUACUACAAAGACUACCGACAUGGGAACGGACAAUACUGCUGGCCCAUGGGACAGAAGUUCACUGGCAAGUUCUACCUCAACCGGCGGGAAGGAUACGGACACCAAGUGUUUCUUAACGGAGCCACAUUUCAGGGUUUGUUCCACAUGGACCACAGGCUGGGUCCGGGGGUGGUGACCUAUUCUGAUGGUUGUCAGAAUGUGGGACUGUGGGUCGGGCCGCUCCUCCUGAGGUUCUGCUCCCCUUUAGAGGAGGGCUUUAGUCUCAAGAACUUUCCUGAGUAUGCUGCCCUCAUGGACCCAGCUGCCACCCCAGAUUCCCUGACUCAGACUCAAGCAGACAGAGACCUGCUGCUCGUGGAUGAGGACUGUAUCUACCCCCCCGGCAUCGAGAGGUUUUGCACCAACGGAGAUCUUCUGCCUCUGCCUCCACGCCGGAGAAAAAUGCUGGAUCAGCAAUUUUUUGGCAAACUGUGGGAGCCGGAGAUGAAUCCGUACCUGGGCUAUAAACGAGACCCAUACGCCAAUUUGUCAUUUCACGUCCGCCUGCAGGAGAACAUACACAAACACAGACGACUGGCUGAACACGUGUCCUGGGACGUGGCUGCCGUCCUCUCCAUGAACAGGGACGGUUUCGGUCCCAAAGGGAUUCUGGAGGUGUCCUCCGAGCAGCUGAUCCGACACGCCUCACGGGGGGAGCUGGCGGCUGUCGCUCAGAUCCUCAAGCGUCGGACGGUUUACCCCGAUGUCGCAGAUUCACAGGACAACACUGCACUGAUCGCCGCCACAAUAAACAACCGCCAUGAUGUGAUCUGCCUGUUGUUGAACAGAGGCGUUCAUAUAGACAAGCUGAACUGUGAAGGGAUGUCUGCCCUCGCCGUGUGUCUUGUCCUCUUCUACCCUUUCCACUCUCUGAACACCACCAUGUUGGAAUCUCCUCAAACCCAAGUUCUAAAGAAAUCAUCUUCAUGUGGGAGCAGUUCCCGGAUCAGCCAUGUGGACUUCACCAGGGCCCCACACAGCAGACCCCAGACCUCUAACACAACCCUGAGCCAGCACUCGGAUCGGACGGCCGAAAAACCAACCGACCACAUCUCACAUCCCAGUGAGCUCGUCCCCGAGUUGGAGAGGAGAGUCAGUCGAUCUGAAACAAAACUCUCAUCUUCAUGUGGGAGCAGUUCCCAGAUCAGCCAAGUGGACUUUACCAGGGACCCACUUCACAGCAGACCCCAGACCUCUAACACAACCCUGAGCCAGCACUCGGAUCGGACGUCCGAAGAACCAACCGACCACAUCUCACAUCCCAGUGAGCUCGUCCCCGAGUUGGAGAGGAGAGUCAGUCGAUCUGAAACAAAACUCUCAUCUUCAUGUGGGAGCAGUUCCCAGAUCAGCCAAGUGGACUUUACCAGGGACCCACUUCACAGCAGACCCCAGACCUCUAACACAACCCUGAGCCAGCACUCACACCGGACGGCAGAAGAACCAACCGCCCACAUCUCACAUCCCAUUGAGCUCGUCCCAGAGUUGGAGAGGAGAUUCAGUCGAGCUGAUUCAGCAGGAGAAGUUCGGGACGACACUUCCUGCUCCGUCAGCAGCACCACGACCCUCCAGGACACAGAGGAGACUGAACACAAAAUGGCUGCCAUGACAAUUGAAAACAAUGCUCGAUUGGAAACCCUGAAGAUUCUGUUGGAGCGGGGGGCCGACCCCAACCUCUCCAGGGUCCCCAUGCCUGUCCUCUUCUUAGCCAUCAUGGCGUCCGACAUUGACGGCGUCCGGAGGCUGCUGCUGGGUGGCGCUCGUACUGACAUUCCCCUUCUACCUCAGAGGAAAGGCCUUUACCCGCUGCACGUGGCUGCAGCCCUGCCGGGGGGGGCAGGUCUCCGGAUCACAGAGAUGCUGUUCUGUGCCAUCACCGACCCGGACGCACAGGCGUGUGACCAGGACGACAUCUACGAACCAGAUAAGGAAACACUGAGCGCUGACGAGCAGCCACGUCGGAACGGAGGAGGCAGAACCGCUCUGCACGUGGCCUGUCAGAGAGUCAGUGACGACCAGGAUGCCGGUAAGGUCGUGGCCCUCCUGCUCUCACACAGAGCCAGCACACACCUCCUCUGGAGUGGACACUCCCCUCUCUCUCUGGCUAUAGCAAGUGGCAAUAAACAGGCGGUGAAGGAGCUGUUGAGAGGAGGCGCAGAUCCGAACCUCCCUCUGGGCCGAGAGGUGGGCAGCGCCCUCUGUGCCGUCGCCAACAUCAACUACCACUGGAGGGACGACAGACUCCAACUGCUGGACAUGUUAGUUCAGGCUGGUGCUGACUUCCUGAUGCCGAUCAUGGUGGGUGGCGUCGAGGGAACCGCAGUGGACUUUGCAUACAACUCCUUUCACCAGGACGGGCGUAUUGCCCACACUCCCUAUCUCACUCUGACACAUCGGGAGAGGGAGACAUUCAACAAACGGCACCAGCUCCUGAGCAUGAUGGGAAAUCUGCUGAGACAGACGGCUGUCCAGAGGGAGAAGGAGGCUCUAGAGAGAGAGCAGCAGCUCAGACUAAAUGAGCCUGGGGCCAGCUCCUCCAACAAGCCCCGCCUCAGACGGAAAGGUCGCAGACGCAAUGUAGAAAAAUACAGGAUUCCCUUGUUUAAGUUCUGCUAUGACUGCGGUCGCUCUGCGUCCGUGACGCUGACGUCUUGUUUCAGCUGCCACAAGGUUUCCUUCUGCUCGCAGGACUGUAAACUGAAGGCAUGGAAGGCCAGACACAGGGACGAGUGUGUCAAGCCGAAAGUGUCUGGAUCCCAGAGGAAGGUCGUGGUCCACAAGCAUCUGACAGAGAAGGUCCAAGUCAAGAGGAAGCAUAACUACAGCCACAUCUGACUGUAUCGAGUUAAAACUCCAUACGCUGUCACAUUCUGUCUUCAGUUUAUCUAUUCACUUUAUUGUUGAGGAAGACAUU
Molecule: messenger RNA, 3184 nt
Organism: Limanda limanda (common dab)
Lineage: Eukaryota; Metazoa; Chordata; Actinopteri; Pleuronectiformes; Pleuronectidae
Gene: ankmy1
Product: ankyrin repeat and MYND domain containing 1
Exons: 22
Coding region: 1-3105 (1034 amino acids)
Molecular function (GO): protein binding
Source: RefSeq, a predicted model, not a curated record